Messenger RNA from Saccostrea cuccullata (small rock oyster), 1847 nucleotides. RefSeq lists its product as uncharacterized. The record is from RefSeq and is a predicted model, not a curated record. The coding region runs from base 85 to 1341 and encodes 418 amino acids. NCBI's taxonomy places the organism in Eukaryota, Metazoa, Mollusca, Bivalvia, Ostreida, Ostreidae. The transcript has 7 exons.
UGUAAAGAUCAUGUGGGUCACCAAAGAAAAAUAUGUGUAAACUGAAAGCGUCAAAGUCUAUGCUGUGUUUACAAUGAAAAGAAAAUGGAGAUUUACUUCAUACUGGUUGCCAGUUUUCUUAGUUCUGCACUGUGUGAGCACAUUACAUCCAAAUGCCAUGGUAACAACUACAUGAAUUCUAUAUGUGCCAACCAAUCAGAUGUUAUUGCCAUCAAACAACUACAGUAUGGAGCAAAAUCAAAUGGCAAAAAGUGUCCCCAGAAUGAGCAGCAUAACAAUAAUACGUGUUGUUCGCAUGAAGUUGGCGACUGUUUGGAAGAUGUGACUGAUUAUGCCAAUAAAUAUUUAUAUUUUUCUCGAUUGUCUGGACUAAAUGGCAUUUCACAAAAUACAGCCACACCCUGGAUCCGAAUGAAUUGUGGAAAUCGCACUUUCUCGGACUAUGUACAGGUCGUGUUUGAUUGUAUUAAAGAAACAGAAAUCAAGAACUUUUGUGACUAUCAGAAAAUGACCGCAACAAAUAAAGGUCUGUACCUCCAUAGGGAACGAUAUUUUAACAUUAAAAAUACUUGUGAGUGCAUGAUCAAAUCAUCAGAAAGAUCUACAAUCAACGUAUUUGCCGUUGACGUGAGAUUGCAGCCAAAUUACCCUGUUAAUGAAAACCUGACUGGGGACUGUACAAAUGCAACAAAUAUGCUGACAAUUAGUGAUAACAACAAUAUGACAAGCAUUGAGUGUGAAAAUGACACCAUUUAUGGAGAACUGGAAAAACUAUAUUCUUCAUCCGAAAACUCUAUUAAUAUAUCAUACUCAGAAGAAGGAAAAGAGCCACAAAAUGUUUGGAUAUUUGUUAAUGCCAGCAAAGGAGAUUUUGAAAUCGAAUGUAAUCCACGACUCUCCACUACAACUUCAACAACAACAUCAACAACAACAGGCACAACCAAAAAUUCAAAUCCACUCGUGACGUCACCUGGCAAUCAAGGAAAUAGUCACAAAAAUAAAACUACACAACCAUCGGGACGAAAGACAAAAUCUCCAGGGUCUAAAAAUUCAGACUCUAAUGUCAUCGAAACUGGACCCUCGGCCAGAGUAAGAGAGAGAGCCAUACAAAAUACGGCAAUAUACUGCGUCAUAGGGGCGGCUGCUAUAGCGACCAUAUUGAUAAUCACGGCCGGGUUUUUCAUUCGUAGGAACAGAAAGUCAGCAGAGCAACAAAGAAAAUAUAAAAAGGUGCACGAAGCAAGACUCAGCCAAUCCGACUCCUCCAUUUUCACACUGGAAAAAUUACCAAGGGAAACCCCAACAAACUUUUCUGAAAGUUCAGAGGACCAUUUGUAUUGACAAAUCCCUUGAUGGGAAGCCAUUUGUAACAUUUUAUGACAAUGUUCAUUGAAAUAUUUAUUAUAUUUAAAAUAUUAAUAUUUUAAAUAUUAUAGAAAGGCUCUUUGUAAUUAUCAAUUUUUACAUUACAUACAUUAAUAUUAGAAGACAAGCCUCUUUCAACAUAGUAUAAUUUUUUUCAGACAGUGUAAGUAAGAGCAUGAAAUGAUUAUGUAUUUGAACAAAUUUUUGUGAUCUAUAAGUUUUUGAAGAUUUUGUUACAUGCAUUUAGAUUUACAAUUCUAUUAAUAAUGUGCGUGUUAUUAGAGUGUCAUAAAACUCAUAAUUAUUGUGUGUUCUGUCAAUCACUUAUUUUAUUACCAAUCUUUACUACAAGUACUGCAUUUGAAGGAAAGCAAUGCGUACAUGUGUCUUUAAAUGUAUCAUCACAUUCUACGAGUCAAUGGCAUGAAAAGUUAAAUUGAUGCUUCUUUUUUGCAUUUCUUUAUUUGUUUUUAAAAAACUUC